AAGUUAUCAUUUUAAUCAAUUAGGGAACAGCCAGAAGGAAGAAGAAAGUUGUACACAGAACUGCAACUACAGAUGACAAGAAAUUGCAAAGUUCUUUAAAAAAGUUGGCUGUUAACAACAUUCCUGGUAUUGAGGAGGUAAAUAUGAUAAAAGAAGAUGGAUCUGUAAUUCAUUUCAAUAAUCCAAAAGUACAGGCCUCCUUGGCUCAUAAUACUUUUGCCAUCACCGGUCAUGCAGAAAAUAAACAAAUUACUGAAAUGCUUCCUGGAAUUCUGAAUCAACUUGGAGCAGAAAGUUUGACACAUUUAAAACGAUUAGCAGGUAUCCAGAAUGUAGGAGGUGGCAUUGGCAAAACAAGUAUGGGAUUAGAUGAUGAUGACGAUGAUGAAGUUCCAGAUUUGGUGGAAAAUUUUGAUGAACCAUCUAAAACCGAGGGAUUAUAAGUUAUCGAUGCAAAGUUGUGGCAGUUUAAUGUGAAGUGCUGCUUUUGUUCUUGCAGAUUUAAAAUUAUUAAUAUUGUUAAAGCUUUGACUUAAAUAACUUUUUUAAGAUUUGAAGUGAUGUAUGAGAUAUUUUUAUUAAUUUUCUUGUUACUGCAGUAACUAUUUUGUUUACAUUUAGUUAAUCUAAAAAAAAUAGUUACGAUCAGUGUUGAUUUCUACUUUAAUGCUAAUGGACUUUAUAGAAAUGUUUUAUAUUUCAGGAUUAAAAAUAAAUCUUCUGACUAGUCUUAUAAAACAAUUACAGUACUUUUGACAAGUUGUCUUAUUUUUGAAGCUAGUUUUUCUAUUUCUUAAAAAUAAAUAUAAAUUUGAUAAUUUGUUUGAUAAAUUAUUUUAAUGUUUUUCAUCUUUACUG
Molecule: messenger RNA, 858 nt
Organism: Centruroides sculpturatus (bark scorpion)
Lineage: Eukaryota; Metazoa; Arthropoda; Arachnida; Scorpiones; Buthidae
Product: transcription factor BTF3-like
Exons: 5
Coding region: 144-443 (99 amino acids)
Cellular component (GO): cytosol; nascent polypeptide-associated complex
Source: RefSeq, a predicted model, not a curated record